ACGGCAGAAUGUGGAGCGCGCUGCGCGCAUCCUAUCCAUGUCUCCGGAGCGCGCACGGAGGCGGUCCGGUUGCUUCAGUUUCUCUUGGCUUUUUCUGCCAGUGUAUGCGUUCCAGUACCGAAAGAGAGUGAGAGAUACGGGAAUACUUAACAUCGGGGUUAACAACACCGAUUUUUAGCACGGACAACCACUUACCCCGAAACUGACAGGACCAAGAUGUCCAGUGAAGUGCAAAGACCUGACAACAGCCCCAGUACAAGUGGGGGGAGCUCUGACCUAGAUCAGCGGGACAGUGUUCAACAAGAACAAGAAAGAGAACAAACGCAGCCGAAGAAAAAAGAGACAAAAAUCUCAAGCAAAACCGCUGCAAAGCUUUCAACAAGCGCCAAAAGGAUUCAGAAGGAGCUAGCAGAAAUAACACUGGACCCUCCUCCCAAUUGCAGGGUGGUGGUCUACUGCUGGUGGAUCCUCUACAGUAGAUGGUGGGAAGGUUUGUGGAUGUUAAUUGAAAAGACCCUGCUAAGUGAAAGUGCCGGUCCUAAGGGAGAUAACAUCUAUGAAUGGAGGUCGACAAUCCUGGGCCCCCCUGGGUCAGUGUACGAGGGAGGCGUCUUCUUCCUGGACAUCACAUUCACACCCGACUACCCUUUCAAACCUCCCAAGGUGACCUUCAGGACAAGAAUCUACCACUGUAAUAUUAACAGCCAGGGAGUGAUCUGCUUGGAUAUCCUAAAAGACAACUGGAGCCCAGCACUUACCAUCUCCAAGGUUCUCUUAUCUAUCUGCUCGCUCCUUACAGACUGUAACCCUGCUGACCCACUCGUUGGAAGCAUUGCCACGCAGUAUCUCACCAACAGAGCAGAGCAUGAUAGAAUAGCCAGGCAGUGGACCAAGAGAUAUGCCACAUAAGAAUCCUCUACGGAACGUUUCUUAAACUGUAAAAGCACAUUCACUAAGUGCAACCGUAGACCAUCCCUUUCCCCUGUACUUUUUGUUUACCUUUUUGUGAAAGAAAUGUCCUUUGUUCCUUGCUGACUUGAAUGCUUCUUUUUUUAUACAAAGAGUAGAUGGGGAUUUUUAUUUUCCCAUUCAUUGAAUGUUGGAACUGUUAUUGAAAAAAAGCAUUAUUAUUACCCAGCUAUGUAUAUGUGUGUUGUUUUCCUUUUAAGUAGGUCCCUGGAACAAUUUCAGAUUAUAUCUUGUUUCUACUUCAACGUAGUGUUUAGAAUAAUGUUUUUGUACUUAAAUCAUUUAAUGGUGGGUGCAUGUUAACAGGAUGAAGAUUUGUAUUUACCUUAAAAGAGUAAUCACUGUGCAUCUCACAAACUCUGUUCAUCAUCUACCUUUUGAUUUUUACAAAAGGUUGUUGAUGCAGACUAAGGAAUUCUGUAUUUUGAAGAUCUACAUAAAAAAGUGGUUGUAAAUUCCCUAGUUACCUGCCACUUCUGACUGUAGAUCAGUUUGAUGUACACUUGUAUUAUUAAAUCACUCAAUAAAACACUGUGGCUGAAAAUAAAUCCCUUUGUACCUGU
Molecule: messenger RNA, 1532 nt
Organism: Acipenser ruthenus (sterlet)
Lineage: Eukaryota; Metazoa; Chordata; Actinopteri; Acipenseriformes; Acipenseridae
Product: ubiquitin-conjugating enzyme E2 E2-like
Exons: 7
Coding region: 217-909 (230 amino acids)
Biological process (GO): protein polyubiquitination
Cellular component (GO): nucleus
Molecular function (GO): ubiquitin conjugating enzyme activity
Source: RefSeq, a predicted model, not a curated record